This is a messenger RNA of Anas platyrhynchos (mallard), 2099 nucleotides long. NCBI's taxonomy places the organism in Eukaryota, Metazoa, Chordata, Aves, Anseriformes, Anatidae. The record is from RefSeq and is a predicted model, not a curated record.
UGUUGCUAAGGCGGAGCAAUCAAAGCCACCAGUCUGUAAAUCAUGAAUCCCAAGGAUUUGUGGUGACUAGCAUGAUGCAACGUAACAAUUACUCAGUCCUUUUGUUAAAUAUUACUUUUCUUCUUCCUCCUCCCCCCCCACCCUCCAGACAAACUUGCAAGUAAUAAAUUCAGCUCCUUUCCAGUUGCAAACUUACUCUGAACUAAAACAUUGCUCUUCAUACCUUUUUCAAAGAUCUAUAGGAUACCAAGACGGACAUCUCAAUGGCUACCGAGGUUAAUAAUCAAGUUCGUUUGUCUAACGAUCUCUCAGAAGGUGAGAUAAGAGCCACUCGGAAUAGAAGAGGAAGAGUGCAGAUGUGCCUGCAUGAAUUACUUGAUGUUCAUUUUGAGGAGGAUAAUGUACCUAACAUUGUUGUUCUGGGAUCAGGAGGAGGCCUGCGUGCUAUGAUAGCCCUGCUAGGAACCUUGGUGGAGCUGAAAAAUCAGAAUAUCUUGGAUGCUGUCAUGUAUCUCUGUGGGGUGUCAGGAUCCACUUGGUGCAUGUCCAUGCUGUAUACAGAGUCAAAAUGGUCAGAAAAAUUGAAGUCCCUGGAAGAGAAUCUAAUCAAAAUUCUCACAGUGGGCACUUCAAAUGUUAUGAAGGCAAUAGAAUAUUUAGAGGAGUCAUCAGAAGAUGAACAUUACUCACUCACUGAUGUCUGGGCCUGUGUUGUAUACGGAAUACUGCAUCAGUUUGAUGAGAACGAGCUGACUGAUUACAAGUAUGCAUCAGAGACUGGAAUAAACCCUUACCCAAUUUAUGCAGCAGUGGAUAAGGAAAAACUGAGUGCAAGCUCUCCAGAGACCUGGUUUGAAUUCACUCCACAUGAGGCUGGAUAUACUGCCUUGGGUGCUUUUGUGAGUACGGAGAACUUUGGAAGUAAAUUUGAAAACGGUACACUGAUGGAGAAGAAUAAGAAGAAAACCAUUUGUUACAUGCAAGGCUUAUGGGGGAGUGCUUUGGGAAGCAUAGAAGAAAUUCUAAAGGCUAUACUAGACUAUAUCAAGUGGUUGUUACAAAGGUUACUAAGUUCCUGUGAGACAAGGAUAUGCAGCCCAUAUGGAUAUGGUCAUGAAAGUAUGUCAAAUACCACCGAGUUUUCUCAGACUGUUUUGCUUCUACUAGAACUUCAGCUUUGUGCUGUAAGUGGGAGAGAUCCUGAAGAAGUCUUCAAUAAAUUGUUGAAAAUAUUGUCAGCUGGCUUAUGGAGUAUCUUCAGGAUCCUGACUAAAACAAUGAAGUGUACUUUAAACUGGAUGUGGGGAACAACUAAUAACUUCCUUUACAAGUGCCCUAACAUUCAGUCCUCUCACUUGUUCGAAAACAAAACCAUCUCCUUGAUUGAUGCUGGCCUGGCAAUAAAUUCUGCCUAUCCUCUGGUACUUAAAAAGCAGCGUCAGACAGAUCUUAUCCUUUCCUUUGACUUCAGCUCUGGAGAUCCUUUUGAGACUGUCGAGAAAGCAGCUGACUACUGCCAGAAAAAUGGUAUUCCAUUUCCCAACAUAGAGAAGCAGGAAAUGGACAAGAAAAGCCCUUCUGAUUGUUAUAUCUUUCAAGGAGACAAGUCGUGCCCUACAGUCAUGCACUUUCCACUCUUCAACAAAGUGAAUUGUUCUGAUAAAAUUGAAGAAUACAGAAGUAAGUUCUCUACUUUAAACAUGUCCUACUCCGAGACUAAAAUCAAAGAUCUCCUUGCAAAAGCAAAGCUGAAUGUGUCCAAUAAUAGUAAGAGAAUUUUGCAAGAGAUACAACUGCUUCUAUCUUCCUCUCAUACAAACAAGUUCUGAAUGCAAAGGUAGUUUUUGUGUUUGUUUGAUUGUUUUCUCUUCUGCGCAGAAUAAUGAAUUUAUGACUCCGUAUUUCUCACUUGCUCAUUUUUCUGCAUUUCUUGUGUAUAAAAUUUAAAACUGAUCAAAUAUUAAAUAUCUGACCUAUAGAUUGUUCACAAUAGCAGAAGUAUUUGACUUGGUCCCAUGGUGCACUGAAUAGUCCCAGUCAAAUAAUAUUGCCUAUAACAUCCUGGCAUUAGACGAGUAUGCCUGUGAUAUUAAAAAAUG